AUGCUUAGACAGGGUGAGGACAAGCCCAUUCAGGAAUAUGCAGCCAGGUUCAGCCACGAAUACUCCCGCUGCCCAGAUACUGAUGAUCGUGCCGCCUUCGGUGCUUUCAAGGGUGGCCUCCGAGAGUCCAACUUCCGGUACCUGGUCCACAGCAACCCUUGGAACACAUAUGCCGAGCUAAUGAAGCAGGCAGCAGUUCACGCCAAGGCCGAGUACUUCAACUCCAAGUGUAGCCCAGCCACCCCAGCAUGUAAUCCUUUUGCUGAUCCUCCACCUGCUUCAGUACCCAUCCCAGCUCCACCUCAACAUUCUGCCCCUACACCAAGCACCCAGGGUGCCCAGCACCCCAAGAGGAAGGAUAGCUACCAGCAUACCUUCAGCAAUAACAAGCGGGGCAAACAUGGCAACCACUACCAGUCUAGUGGAAGCAACCCCUCCAGGACAAAUGAUCGGGCCCCACUCCCAUUCUCACCCAAACCCAGGUUUGAGGUCUUCACCACCCUCAACACUACCUAUGAGAAUGUCCUGGUGCACCAGGCACCUAUCAUACCCCAACCUCCACCCCGGAAACCAGGCAGUAAGCCUAUGCCUAACACAGGUGUUUUCUGUCGCUUCCAUCAGUUUGGUGGCCACGAUACCGAGUCUUGUGUUGCCUUGCGCAACAUCAUUGAGGGACUUAUUCGUGAGGGGAAGCUGGAUAAAUACGUGCACAACCUCCCACCCCCACCUAACCCUUACCAACGGCAGAUCAACAUGAUCUCAACCAUCAGUGGUGGCCCUACCAUGGCUGGAACCUUCAACAACUCCAUCAAACAUUAUGUUCGCUCCACCUAUGCGCAUAACGUCUUCAGCACUGAGCAGGGACGCCUGCUGAAGACACAAAAAACAGGAUGGGCCCCCAUUACCUUCUGCGAGGAGGAGGAGCGUGGUGUUAUCCUCUCUCAUGAUGACCCAAUCAUUAUCCACGCCGACAUCUCUAAUUUCGACGUUGGGCGCAUCUUGGUAGACACUGGCAGCUCGGUCAGUGUGAUGUUUACUGAUGCCUUCAACGAGCUCCAGGUCCCAUCUCAUUUGCUCGACCGAAGCGUCACACCCCUGGUGAGCUUUUCGAGCGAUGUGGUCCAGCCUAUUGGGAGCAUUCAUCUCCCUAUCUCUAUUGGAACAGCACCCCAGCGGACGACAGUCACCACUCCCUUCCUCAUUAUUGAUUACCUCACAGCCUAUAACGUUAUCUUUGGGCGCCCUGCCAUGGCCCAAAUGAAGAUUUUCAUCUCUACACAUAUGCUACUGCUGAAAUUCCCGACGCUUCAUGGCAUGGGCACAGUGCGCGACGACCAACUUGGCGCCCGAAGCUGCUAUGCUUUGGCAGUAAAGUCUACCAAUCGCCAAUAUAGGGGUGAGGCCCUAGAGGUAACCCGGGCUCAACCCCACCUCGAGCUGGCACUAAGCGCCCAGAAGACCCUAGGGAGGAAUCUACCACCCAACAGGCCAAACCUGUGGAGGACCUCGAACUGGUCACUCUCCAUGAGGACAUCCCGGAUUGACAAGUCAGGAUCGGCAUCUCCCUCUCACAAGAGCUUCGCUCUGAUCUUGUUGCCUUCCUCCGCCUCAACUCUAAGCCUUAAUCCUGCCAUUCGACCCGUUCGGCAGAAGCGUCGCGCUUAUGACCCAGAGCGGUAUGAGGCCAUGAGGGCGGAGGUGGAUAAGCUGAGCACCAUUGGAUUCAUCAAGGAAGUGGAUUAUCCUACCUGGCUAGCCAAUGUGGUAAUGGUGCGUAAACCAAGGAAGGGCUGGCGCAUGUGCUUAGACUACACAAAUCUCAACCGGGCCUGCCCAAAGGAUAGUUCCCCCUACCCCGCAUUGACCAGCUAG
Messenger RNA from Prunus armeniaca (apricot), 1872 nucleotides. The record is from the annotation of a GenBank genome assembly. Lineage: Eukaryota; Viridiplantae; Streptophyta; Magnoliopsida; Rosales; Rosaceae.